UCUGUAUAAGAUUUGACAUUUGACCGAUGUUGUGUUGAUCGAUAAAAAUAGUGCACUUUAAAAGAAUGUAUGUACAUAUAAUUCUAUUGUAAUUUCAAGAGCGAUUUUAAAUUCGUUCGACAAAUAUGAAACAAUUAAUUGUUUGACAAGAAAUUAAACGUGUCAUACGAAAUAUUCCAUAUAUUAAUCAUCAACAGUAUUUAAUGCUAAUUAACAAUGAUCGAAUUUUAUGAUAAAAAUAAUUGAAGCGUCUACAACAUUGUAUAAAAUUCAGUAUUCAGUGUGUAAGGAUGGGUGCAGGAAAGAGUCAGUUUACUGAAGAGGAAUUGCAGGACUAUCAAGAUUUAACAUACUUUACAAAAAAGGAAGUCUUAUAUGCACAUCAGAAAUUUAAGGCACUUGCACCAGAAAAAGUUGGACAUAAUAGAAAUGCAAAGCUCCCAAUGUCUAAAAUUUUGCAAUAUCCUGAAUUGAGAGUAAAUCCUUUUGGAGAUAGAAUCUGUAAGGUCUUCAGUUCUAGUCAAGAUGGUGACUGUACCUUUGAAGAUUUUCUGGACAUGAUGUCUGUAUUUAGUGAUGCUGCUCCAAAAGCAGUGAAAGCUGAACAUGCAUUUAGAAUAUUUGAUUUUGAUGGCGAUGAUAUGCUUGGUGUAGGAGAUCUAAGACAAGUGAUAGAUAGAUUAACUGCGCCUCAAAGAUUGAACGACAAUGACAUGCAGCAACUUCUUCAUUACAUUCUCGACGAAGCUGAUUUAGAUGAUGAUGGUGCUCUGAGCUUUGCAGAAUUUGAACAUAUUAUAGAGAAGAGUAGCGAUUUUUCCAAGAGUUUUCGUAUUCGUUUAUAAAAAUAUGAUAUACUAUAACAAGUACUAUUAAAACAAGAUAUCUUAAUCGGUAAAAGACUGAAUAUAUUGAAUAAUAAUUGUGACAAUGUAGAUAUAGACCUGAUAUGUACUGUAGAAAAAAAAAACAUGACAUUAACAUUUGCAAAAUGUGCCAAGGCCCUACAAUUAGGCCUAAACCAAACAAUACUAAUUUUUUUUAUUUUUUAUUGAACUUAUUUAUUUAAGAUUAUAUAAUAGCAAGGACAAACAUAAUUAUACAAAUAUAUUAAUUGAAUUAAAACUGCCAUAUACUAUA
Molecule: messenger RNA, 1140 nt
Organism: Cataglyphis hispanica
Lineage: Eukaryota; Metazoa; Arthropoda; Insecta; Hymenoptera; Formicidae
Product: calcium and integrin-binding protein 1-like
Exons: 6
Coding region: 291-845 (184 amino acids)
Molecular function (GO): calcium ion binding
Source: RefSeq, a predicted model, not a curated record